This is a messenger RNA of Paralichthys olivaceus (Japanese flounder), 1428 nucleotides long. The record is from RefSeq and is a predicted model, not a curated record. NCBI's taxonomy places the organism in Eukaryota, Metazoa, Chordata, Actinopteri, Pleuronectiformes, Paralichthyidae.
UUUAUAACCACAGAUAGAAAUAAUCGUAUCACACGAGAAAGAUUAAAUAUGUGUAUCGAUGGUAGCUUCCAUUCAGGGAACAGCUGAUCGGGCUAACGUGUUAGCGUGUCCUGCUAAUGUAAACAACAACAGGGCAGGAGGACAUGUUUUAGCUGCAGACAAGGGUUUCAACUUUUUAAUCACCUCCUGAUCACUGUCCCAUUACCGUGAGGCGACAUAUUUGUUAUCAGUAGGUUGCACAUGACAGUUUGAGGGUGUAGCUGAGCUCGUUGUAUCACUCACACCCUCUGUCCUCAGUGUCUGUGCAGGUUCCACAGCUGCCUUCACACGGCUCCCUGCUUUCUACUCAUUUAUUUUGUCAAUACACCGUUUUUAAGGUUAUUAUCAAGAUGCAUGUGCUGCUCCUGAAAGAACCAAGAGAUGGAGAGACUGGACCUGAUCCUUACAUCAAGGAGCUGGCGUCACAUGGUCACAAAGCCACCCUGAUCCCUGUGCUGUCUUUUAAGUUUGUCUCAUUAAACACGUUGUCGGAUAAGCUUUUCCAACCAGAAAAACACGGAGGACUUAUAUUCACCAGUCCAAGAGCGGUAGAGGCCGUGAAGAUGUGCUUAGAGGCUGAAGAAAGAAGGGAGGAGUGGAUCAGCUCUGUGAAAGACAAAUGGAACACCAAGUCCAUCUAUGUGGUCGGGAAGGCAACUGCUGCUUUAGUUCAGAAUCUAGGUCUGAAUCCUUUGGGUGAGGACACAGGGACGGCAGACGUCCUAUCACGCUUUAUCAUUGAACGAGAGGACACAAAUAUUCCACCACUUUUUUUCCCCUGUGGCUCAAUCAAAAGAGAAGUCUUGCCUACGGCUCUGAGGGAAAGUGGAGUUCCCCUAGAGACGCUGACUGUCUAUCAAACAGCUGAACAUCCGGACCUGGAGAAAAACCUGAAGAACUACUUUACAGAGCUGGGAACACCAGCCAGCGUAGCUUUCUUCAGCCCAUCAGGAGUGAAGUUUUGCCUAGAAGUGGUGCGGAGGUUGUCGGGUGAACACCUCACUGAAAUAAAGUUUGCAGCCAUAGGACCGACCACACAAGAUGCAAUGAUGGCAGAAGGCCUGUGUGUCAGCUGCACUGCAGAGAAGCCAACAGCGGAGCACCUGGCUGCAGCGAUGGCCAAAGCUCUUCAGCCACCACCACUUUAAAAUCAUCCACUCUGUCGACUCUAUUUUUUAUAUUCUGUGUUAUUUAUUUGUGUUACCAUUUGUCUGUUGAACUUUACCCUCUCUUCUUAAAAGUUAUAAUGUUUAUUUAAGAUACUUCGCGAAAGAGUAAAGGGGGGUCUUUUGCCAGAGAAGCCACAGAAAUGUGUAUAUGAUUAUAUAUUUAUUUAUGUUGAACAUAAGGAAGCGAUUAUUUUUGAAAAUAAACUUGGAUCAGUUUGGU